GGAGUGUGAGGACAACGGAAGAAAAAAAUAACUGUAAAACAACUGACAGAAAUAAUCAGUUCCUUUUUACAUUACUCCUUAUGUUUGAUUUCACAGUAAUUAGAUAACAUACGAAAAUGUUCGCUUCCCUUGCAUUUCUGAUCACUCUCUCAGUCAUGGCAAAGUGUGAAAGCAAUUCUGUAUGGCUGGAGCCUCAACAGUCUUCACAAUCUGAAAUGUAUAGUUUGAAGGACAGGUACCGCGAAGACAUACUGAGCAUACGGCCGAACAUCGUCUUCUGCUGUGCCUGCCAAGAGAUUAUAAGAAAGGCUAAGACAUUAAUCUAUACUAAAAUACAAAAGUCAAACAGAGAUUUAAAGAGGGACCUUCUGCAGCUCAAUACUUAUGUGGCUUUGUUCAGAUUUACCCCGCAAGACAGCCAAGACCUGGAAAUGAGACCUGGGGAUCGAAUAAUCGUGGCUGAUGAUUCUAAUGACGACUGGUGGAAGGGAGUGAUCGACGACAGAAUAGGUUUUUUCCCAGUGUCAUAUACACAACAGGUGAAGGCAGGCGACAGGGUGUUCAGAUGUAACCGGACCUUUAUUGGCUGUAAAGAACAAGGGCAGAUCACCCUAAAGGAGGGGCAAAUUUGUGUCAGCAGUGAGGAUGAAAGCAACGGCUUCAUCAGUGUAGCCAGUGGGAAGAAGAGAGGAUUCGUGCCCUGUGAUGUCCUGGAGAAUAAAUGAAGUGUAGUUGAAGCCUGAUGUGGAAGUAGAUGAGAAGGUUAUGGAAAACAAAGGGACUUUUCAAGGUCAUGGCUCGACCGCUGCCUCUGUGACUGUUGGGGUUCAGGAGAAACAUGUACCAAGAAGAUUCAUGGAUUUGUCUAGUGUAACCACACACACACACAUACGCUCAGGUGGGAUCAGAACGCUCAUGUUCUAACCCUUUUUCCUUCAAAGGAAACUGACAAAAGAAGGAAUUGUGCGUGUUUGUCAUGAACCGUCCGUCUUUUGGUUAUUUUUCUUCGUUUGAGAGAAUUUGUGCUUACUGUAUUUAAUUUAUUGAAGGUUAGUCUAGACUAGAGGGUCAUGUACUGCAGCAGUUUUCAUUACAAACUGUUUACUGUAGCAACAAAACUCAUUUGGCCUGUUUUGAAAUAUCCUAAAUUGCAAAGUAAAACAUUAAACGCUUUAAAGUCUGAUAACAUGUCUUAUUGAUCUAAUGUAUGUUAGCUGUUGUUUUCAAUAAAUGUGCAGAAGGUUUUUUGGUAACUGCCUAUUUUGCUGCUGUCAGCGACACUUGAGAAGAUUCAUUAAACCUGUGUUUGCAGAGCACGGUGCUCCACCCGUGCUGUGAUGAAAAGAAAUACACGAGAGCAAUGAACAGAUCUCAGCUGUGUCAAGAUUCGGAGUGUUUUCAGAUGUUUCAUUAUGCCACAAAGGCUUUUAAUUCAAAGCAGGAGCUGUAGGAAAAGACAUGCUUUCUUUUGCUGGAGCUUUGACUAAUGUCAUCAAACACAACAUGCCAAGAUAUAGGAAAGACUUAUAUAUUUAAUGGUCUUCAAUGUCACCGCUAUCUUGAUUUGUUUUUAUGAUAUGACCUGUCAUGUUAUAAUUAAGUUAACCAAACAUUAUCUUAUAUUAUUUUAGGGAUGCAAAAUCAUUUUGAAGUUUGCAUUAUUAAUAUUAAUAAGUAAUUGAAGCACACUGAAGAAACUUUCUGUUGCUGCAUAUGCUGUAUGUAUGGUAGAUAAUUAUGUGAUAUAGACCAUUUUGGAAGAUGUAAACUGGUCCGGAAGCAUGUUUAGUUUUCAUUUUUUAAACUACCCAAACAUAAGAAUACAAUACAACCAGCAGAGCACGUAGAACUGAAUCUUAAUUGAAUGAUAUAUGUGAAUAAAAAAAGAAAAAAAGAAGUGCUUCUGGACAAGGGUUGUUAAUGUCUUGCAAAAUAGUCUAUGCUGCACUAGUAAGGUAUGUCUGGAUGAAGAUUUUGUUUCGUCUUUACAGUAAAGAUUCUAAUUGAAUGUUUUUUUAGUCAUGAAAGUAUAGGCAUCAUGUCUGUUUAAAUGAUGCAUAAUCUUAAUAGAAUGUCUUGAAGAGCCAUAAAUUUACUCUUUAUAGUAAAUUUAUAUUAUUUUAACUUGAGAUAAAUGAAGUUGUCUAAUUUUUACAGCAUCAGCAAUGCUAUUACAGUGAAGAUAUUUUAUGUACAGAAUUAAAGUUUAUUUAUUGAUUUUUUGUGCUGUGCUCUUAUUACAGUUGUGUCACAUUAAUGGUA
Molecule: messenger RNA, 2262 nt
Organism: Triplophysa dalaica
Lineage: Eukaryota; Metazoa; Chordata; Actinopteri; Cypriniformes; Nemacheilidae
Product: SH3 and cysteine-rich domain-containing protein-like
Exons: 7
Coding region: 117-725 (202 amino acids)
Biological process (GO): positive regulation of voltage-gated calcium channel activity; skeletal muscle contraction; positive regulation of protein localization to plasma membrane
Cellular component (GO): extrinsic component of cytoplasmic side of plasma membrane
Molecular function (GO): transmembrane transporter binding
Source: RefSeq, a predicted model, not a curated record